AUGACAUGUAUCUAUUCGUUGUUGCUAACAUUUUGGUUUGCACAAUUGACUCUUGGAUUGAAUUCGACCAGUCCGUCUGGAAAUAGUUCCUCACUAAUCCAAUCUCAAUAUAACUCUAGAAACUUUCAUUACAAAGGAGUAGCAUUAGGAGGAUGGUUGAUCCUUGAACCAUAUAUAACUCCUUCGCUAUUCUUGGAAUUUAAUAAAACUAGUGGUAAGGAUUCUGAUAUUCCAAUAGAUGAACAUGCCUAUUGCAAAAAGCUCGGUUAUAAAGAGGCAAAAAACAGACUAACCAAGCACUGGGAUACCUUCUACAAUGAGUCAGACUUUGCCCAAAUCAAAGAAUAUGGUUUAAAUAUGGUUCGUAUCCCAAUUGGUUAUUGGGCAUUUGAAAAGCUUGAAAAUGACUCGUAUGUGCCUGGAGCAGAGAAGUAUUUAGAUCAAGCCAUAGAAUGGGCAUAUAAAUAUAAUUUAAAAGUAUGGGUUGAUCUCCAUGGCUUACCUGGAUCUCAAAAUGGAUUUGAUAAUUCAGGUCUUAGAAGCCUUGAUUACCCAGGAUGGUUUAAUAGAACUGAGCAUGUUGAUUUGAGUCAUAGGGUGUUAAAUAAAAUUUAUUCAAAGUAUGGAGGACAUAACAUGUCAACCGAAUACAAAGAUACAAUUUUGGGUAUUGAGGUUGUUAACGAACCUCUUGGUCCUAAGCUAUCUAUGAAAAAAGUAAAGAAGUUUUAUGAAGAUAGCUAUGGAAAUGCAAGAAAAAUACAAGCAGUGAAUAAUACAAUUGUAUUCCACGAUGCUUUCCAACUGAUGGGUUACUGGAAUAAAUUUCUAUCUUAUUCGGGUAAUAAGACUAAUUCUACCAUUGAUAACUAUAAUAUACUCGUAGAUCAUCAUCAUUACGAAGUCUUUUCACUGGGUGCUUUAAAUCUGACCAUUGACGGACAUCUCCUGAGUAUCAAAUCUCUUAGCUCUUCUAUCAAAGAUGAGAAUAAACAUCACCCUGCAGUUGUUGGUGAAUGGCUGGCUGCUUUAACAGAUUGCACCCCUUGGUUAAACGGUGUAGGUAUAGGCACGAGAUUUGAGGGCACGUCACCAUAUACAAAUGAUAAGAUUGGAACCUGUGAUGAUAUCAAUACGUGGGGUAAGUGGUCAAAGGAACAGAAAAAGAAUUAUAGAAAGUUCGUUGAAAUGCAACUCGAUCAAUAUAGUUCCAAAAUGAAUGGUUGGAUAUUUUGGUGUUUCAAAACGGAGACAUCAAUAGAAUGGGAUUUUAAACGGUUGGUCCAUUUCGAUCUUAUGCCCCAACCACUAGAUGACAGAAAAUAUAUAGUCAAUGGUACCGACACAGAUGAAGGUGAUGACAAGAAAAGUAUAGCUUCGACUACUCGCCAUCGAAACAUAUGGCUUUUGCUUGUUACCUUUGGUCUUCAAUUAGUCAAUGUUCUAAGUGACCAAUAUUAA
Messenger RNA from Debaryomyces hansenii CBS767, 1461 nucleotides. It is a transcript of the gene EXG2, whose product is annotated as glucan exo-1,3-beta-glucosidase. Lineage: Eukaryota; Fungi; Ascomycota; Pichiomycetes; Serinales; Debaryomycetaceae. The record is from RefSeq and is a predicted model, not a curated record. Gene Ontology annotation, biological process: glucan catabolic process. Gene Ontology annotation, cellular component: extracellular region; cell surface. The transcript has a single exon. Gene Ontology annotation, molecular function: glucan exo-1,3-beta-glucosidase activity. The coding region runs from base 1 to 1461 and encodes 486 amino acids.